UUGUCAUUGUGUGAAAUAUUCAUCAUCGAUUAAGACCGUGGAUUUCACUUCCUGUAACAUUACCUGGCAGGGAGCGGAGCAUAUGGCGAACAUCAUAAAGCACCAGGCAGUGAGGCGGCACAGUGCGGUGUGGGUGGAGACGCUGCGCUACAGGAGGGCUGAGUUUGAGGCCAUGAAAGGACUACGCAGAGUUACUCUCAACGACAACAUUCUGAUCGGAGACAGAGGAGUAAUGGCACUCGCCCGUGAGCUUACAGAGGACCUGUGGGUCAAAGCGGUGGACCUGCAGCGCUGUGGGAUCUCGAACGAAGGAGCGCAAGAUCUAGAGAAGAUGCUUCAGUCCAAUUCCACUCUGUGUGUGCUUGACAUCAGGAGAAACCCACUCAUCGAUAAUAAUGUGGUGAAAGCUGUGCUCAAAAAAGUUCUCAUGAACGCCAAAAGCCAUGAUUCACAGUAUCUGUGGCUUAAACCUUCUUCUCCUAAAGACACUCUUGAUCAGUCACGGCAGUUGAGGAGGAGGAACGCAGGGAAAGCUACUUAUCGAAUCGGAUCUCGCCGGUCCUCAGUAAACUCUGUGUGGAGGCCUCCUCGGCCUGGGUCAGUGGGGUACGUCCCAUGGCGCACUGCUGCACGGGCGGGCUUACAGAGAGGUGCGUCACAGGCUGGGAUGCCAGACCAGAGUUUUCAAAACGCCACCUCUGUGAGGGUAACGGUGGAGACUGAGUCCGAGUCCGAGGAGGGGGAUGAUGCACAUGUACCGAGUCCUCAGGAGAAAAUCACAAGCUUCCAGUUCAGAAGACUACAGACAGAGAACAGCCGAUUACAGGUGGAGCUAGAAGAGUGUCGGCUGAGGCUGGCAGAGGAGAGGAACACCAGACUGAAGACCAACUCUCGCCUGGUGGAGCUGGAACUGGAGAAUGAGCGUUUGCGCAGUCUGAAUCAAUCCCUGUCUGAAGCCCAUCUCAACGCCUCUGUUCUAGAUGAUGAACAUGUGCUGGAAAGCAUCGAAUCCUCCUUCCACAAAUUCCACGCCUUCCUGGACCUGCUGAAAGAUGCCGGGCUUGGCCGGUUUGCGUCUAUGGCUGGAAUUGACCAAUCAGACUUCGGGCUUCUUGGGCAUCCUCAGCUCUCCUCAACAGAGCGGACACACAUCAGCCGAGAGAACCAGAGAAACGAGGAGAGGAGGGAGACUUCAGCCAUGGCAGACGUCCCUCGACCUGAAUCAAAGACUCACUCAGAACCUCCUGCUAACGCUGAAGACAUUCCCCAGCCUCAUUCCCAACCCGAAGUGCCUCUAACUCCAGUCGGCUUGUGUCGUUCCUCCCAAACGUUACAGGAGCCUCUUGAGUUUGAGGCCCCGGAGCAGAGCCGGAUGUCCUCGGACCCCUCGAGCCGUCAGAGGGCCAGCGGAGGCUCUCGCUCAGCGAGUUCAGUCAGUCUUCAGUCAAAAGGCUCACGGUCCUCUCGGGCGAACGGGUCCGUGUGCUCGGAUCGGUCUCUGUCGGGUUCUGCUGGAUUGGUUGGGUUCUAG
Molecule: messenger RNA, 1531 nt
Organism: Rhinichthys klamathensis goyatoka
Lineage: Eukaryota; Metazoa; Chordata; Actinopteri; Cypriniformes; Leuciscidae
Product: centrosomal protein of 78 kDa-like
Exons: 12
Coding region: 83-1531 (482 amino acids)
Cellular component (GO): centrosome
Source: RefSeq, a predicted model, not a curated record